AUGCGGUCACACAACUUUGCCAGGUCGGUGCUCCGUUGCGCUGCUCGCAACAGCGGCGCUUCGCCGUUAUCGAUAGCAGCACGACACGCACCUCUGCAUUCUCCAACUCGUCAUACAGUAAUCGAGUCCUCCCUUCGAACUGAUGUCGCUCUGUCAUUCAAUUCAGCUCUACGAACAUUCAGCAGCAGCUGUGUUUCGCUCAAGAAAAAGUCCAAGAAGAACGCCUUCGCCGCAGCCGAAGAUGACUCGUUCGAACAAGAAGACUUGCAAGACGAGGACGAUGACCUCUUCGGUGGCAUCUCCGACAUGUCCACCUCAGCGUCCACUACAUCCUCUUCCAGCGCAACCAUGUCGCGGGUGGAAUUCGCCAAAGCGCUGCAAGACUACCGCGCAGAAUUAGAGUGGGACUCGAUCGACAAAGGUCGAUUCCCUAGCCUUCACCGAUGGCGUUUCCUUGCUGAUCACGCAAACGACAAAGCGGAACUGGAAGAGUUGCUAGAUCUGGCGAAGCUGUACCGUGAUCGGGUGGGAUCGCUAGGUGUGGAGAGCGGCUCGAGGUUCGCUACGCGUGCGAGCAGUAAGAGAGUUCCCGAGGUAGCGCUGAAUGCGUUUCUCGACAGGUACAUCCAUGGGCUGGAGUACGACUUGGAAUCUCUGAUGGCGGUUCAAGACGGAUUGGUGAGGAAACUGGGUAGGAGGAAUAGGGAGGAAAUUUUGAACAGUGCCGAGAUUGAGGGAAGUCCGGUUCAGGCGACUGAUUUACUCGGUGUGCAAACUGCAACUGAAACUGAGACGAGCGAGGGUGCUGAAGAAGGUCAAGGGAAAGCCGAGACAAUUGCCAAGCAUCACGAGUUGGAUAUGCCUCUGGCACGAGCCCAAUUAUCGAUCAUUGAUCGAAUGUGUCUCCUCGUUUCGCUCUCGUCGAAUCUCUCGGCGUCAUCUCAACCCGAUCCGCUCCUCCUCUCCUACGUCACACGCGCAUACAUCCAAACCUUCCACCUCGCUCAACGACGCAAGAACCUCGCAACCAACCCACUGCUCAAAAACAUCUUCACGCGAACAGACGCACUCGUCUCCCUUCUCACCGCUUCCGCUCAACGCUCCAUCUCUUCUCACGCGAGCCAGAACGUCACCCAAGCGCAACGCUCGGUCGUCCUCCGAAGAAACCUCUCGACCACGCUCAGCUACGUCGCCAUCAGAGGUCAGGCUCGCUUCAAGGAUGGCAAGGGAAAGACUCUCGAUCCGGUGAGGACGUUGUACAGGCUCAUGGAGAGCGUGGAUCGUCAACAGAGCUCAGCGCUAGUGAGGAAGGUGGAGCCGUUGCUGCAGAGCUACAAGGCACCCUGA
Mycosarcoma maydis (corn smut) is the source of this 1347-nucleotide messenger RNA. RefSeq lists its product as uncharacterized. The record is from RefSeq and is a predicted model, not a curated record. The transcript has a single exon. Lineage: Eukaryota; Fungi; Basidiomycota; Ustilaginomycetes; Ustilaginales. The coding region runs from base 1 to 1347 and encodes 448 amino acids.